UCAAAAUCAGAUUCGAAAUCGAAACAGAACCCUAACUUUUCAGAGCGAGAGAAACGCAGGAGACGAACGAACAAGAACGAUGUCUGGUGCUGCACCCACUCCCAACACUGAAGAGGACAAGAAACCUAACGAUAUCGCUCAUAUCAAUUUGAAGGUCAAAGGCCAGGAUGGCAAUGAAGUAUUCUUUAGGAUAAAGAGGAACACUCAACUGAAGAAGCUGAUGAAUGCAUACUGCGAUCGUCAAUCUGUGGACCUGAAUUCAAUUGCCUUCCUAUUCGACGGACGUCGACUUAGGGCUGAACAGACCCCUGAUGAGCUCGAGAUGGAGGAUGGAGAUGAGAUCGAUGCUAUGUUGCACCAAACUGGCGGAGCCCUGUCAGUUUAAGUUAUUCUGCUGGUUCUUGUGAAAACUUAAAUACAUAAUUAGGGAUUAGUUAUUUGGGUGUAUGAAACCUAUUGAUUUGCAAUAUGAGAAGUGUGAUAGACAUCUUUAUUUUAGACCUUAUUUGAAAAAUCUGACAUGCUCUUGGGGAGUUUUGUCAGUAAAUGUCACUAUGAAAUAUGGAGUUUUCUGUUUGACC
This is a messenger RNA of Vicia villosa (hairy vetch), 581 nucleotides long. Its product is annotated as small ubiquitin-related modifier 1-like. The record is from RefSeq and is a predicted model, not a curated record. Gene Ontology annotation, molecular function: ubiquitin-like protein ligase binding; protein tag activity. The transcript has 3 exons. The coding region runs from base 80 to 385 and encodes 101 amino acids. NCBI's taxonomy places the organism in Eukaryota, Viridiplantae, Streptophyta, Magnoliopsida, Fabales, Fabaceae. Gene Ontology annotation, cellular component: nucleus. Gene Ontology annotation, biological process: protein sumoylation.